Messenger RNA from Phragmites australis (common reed), 1494 nucleotides. RefSeq names its product probable WRKY transcription factor 65. Gene Ontology annotation, cellular component: nucleus. NCBI's taxonomy places the organism in Eukaryota, Viridiplantae, Streptophyta, Magnoliopsida, Poales, Poaceae. The coding region runs from base 347 to 1231 and encodes 294 amino acids. Gene Ontology annotation, biological process: regulation of DNA-templated transcription. The record is from RefSeq and is a predicted model, not a curated record. The transcript is spliced from 3 exons. Gene Ontology annotation, molecular function: transcription cis-regulatory region binding; DNA-binding transcription factor activity.
AAGCAUAUACAAACACGCGGCGCAUAGCUAGAGAUAGAGACAGAGGAGAGAGAGGGAUCAUUGAAAGCUGCACCCAUCAUCCGCCCCCGUUUGUUCGCCACCAUUUCCCUUCAAUCCCCUCCAUCAUUCGUUCCAAUACUCCUCCUCUCCUCUUUUUCCCCCAUCAUCAACGAGGCCACAAGGAGCAAAAAAACAUAUGAGCGCUUUGGGAAAGUGCGAGUUAGUUUUGCUUUGAGCUGCUUUUUAUCCAUCCAUCCGGAGCUGUGGGUGCUGGGAGUGAGCUCUGCUCCGUGUACGCCGGGCGUGGCCACCGAGGCGGCAGUACGUGGGGGCGAGCGAUCGAUCGAUGUCGUCGGUCGAGGACGGGUACUGCAGCUCAGACUCGCCGCGGGCGGACUCCGUCGACGAGCCGCAGGCCGCGGCGGACGCGGAGUUGCCUCGCGCCGGGGCCGGCCAGAAUAAGCGCGAGCGCGACCUCCCUGCCUCGCCGUCGUCCCCGCUGCCGGCAGCUAAGCGCAGCCGGAGAUCGGUGGAGAAGCGGGUGGUGUCGGUGCCGAUCGCCGAAUGCGGCGACCGGGCCAAGGGGGCCAGCGGGGAGGGCCCACCGCCGGCGGACUCGUGGGCGUGGCGCAAGUAUGGGCAGAAGCCCAUCAAGGGCUCCCCCUACCCUCGGGGGUACUACCGGUGCAGCAGCUCCAAGGGGUGCCCGGCGAGGAAGCAGGUGGAGCGCAGCCGUGCGGACCCCACCGUGCUGCUCGUCACCUACACCUUCGAGCACAACCACUCGUCGCCGCUGCCCAAGAGCAGCAGCUGCCAUCAGAGCAAGCCAUCCCUCCGGCCACCGGCGCCGAAGCCUGAGCCGGAGGCCGAGCAGCCCGAGCUUGCUCCCGAGCAUGUGACGGCCGGGCCGGAAGAGCCGGAGCAGGAGCUGGAACAGAAGGUUGUUGUAAGUCCGCCCGAGCCCGCAGCGGUCACAACAGUGGCUCUGGCGGCCGAAGAGGAGGAGAGCUUCGACUUCGGGUGGUUCGACCAGUACCCGACGUGGCACCGGUCGGCACUGUACGCACCGGCGCUCGACGCGGCGCCGCUGCUGCUCCCGGAGGAGUGGGAGCGCGAGCUCCAGGGGGAGGACGCGCUGUUCGCGGGGCUCGGCGAGCUGCCCGAGUGCGCCGUCGUGUUCGGCCGCCGGCGCGACUACGGUCUGGCAGCGGCCUCCGCGCCGUGCUCCUGACCGUCCUCUAUUUUUCUUUUUUUCACCUUUUCGUUUCUUUUUUCGGUUUUAGUUUUAUUCGGAGCAAUUUGGAGGUAGUACAUAGCUCAGAUCGACGCACGGGGUUUAUCUGUUCAAGGCCGGUACCUGCCUUUCUCUCCUGUGUUGAUUGAUUGGGUGCGCGCGCGCGCGCGUUCGCCAUCCAAGGUUGUCCCGUUUCAGACAGAAGUAAUUUGAGAUGUGAUUCCAACAAUUCCAAUGAAAAAGGAGCGAAAGCUUUGGCA